This is a messenger RNA of Dromaius novaehollandiae (emu), 3706 nucleotides long. It is a transcript of the gene HBS1L, whose product is annotated as HBS1 like translational GTPase. The record is from RefSeq and is a predicted model, not a curated record. Lineage: Eukaryota; Metazoa; Chordata; Aves; Casuariiformes; Dromaiidae. Bases 186 to 2114 code for a protein of 642 amino acids. Gene Ontology annotation, biological process: translation. Gene Ontology annotation, molecular function: GTPase activity; GTP binding. The transcript has 5 exons.
UUUAACCUGUCAAUCAGGAAGCCGCCGCGCCAUCGCGCCUGCGCACCAGCGUCCCGAGGGCGGAAAGCGCGGCGCCGCGCGCCUGCGCACGAGCCUCCCGCGAGGCCCCCGGCGAACACCAACAUGGCGCCCUAGGUCCGCCGGUGUUAGCGCCACCGCGGGUGAGCGACGCAGCCGUCGUCAUCAUGUCCCGGCACAGGAACGUCCGAGGCUAUAACUACGACGAAGAUUUUGAAGAUGAUGAUGUGUAUGGCCAAUCGGUAGAAGAUGAUUACUGCAUUUCUCCUUCAACAGCAGCUCAAUUUAUCUACUCAAGACGAGACAAACCAGCAGCAUUUGCUGAGCCAUUAGAAGAGGAAUAUGGCUAUGAAGGUGCAGAAGAUACUGCUGGUUGCUUUACAACCAAUCAUCAGUUGUCUGGAGUUGAUACAGCCCGUCUUAAUUCAUGCCUUGAUCAAAUGAGAGAAGUUUUGGGAGAGUCUGUACCAGAACAAACAAUGGUGCAAGCAUUACUGGAUAGUAAAUUUGAUGUACAGAAGGCUUUGGAUCUUGUGCUUUCACAAGACAGUAAGCAAAACACGAAGACCAAGAAUGAGGAUGCUGUGAUCAUAGGAAAGACGACAAAAGGAGACUUACUUUGUUGUCCAGAAAUACUUAUUAAUACAGACAACGUCUCUUGUGCAGUACAAAAUGCUGCUGACAACACCAACACAUCUGGGCUUGGAAACCUGACAGCCAAAAGCAAUUCAGCUUGUUACUCUUUAGUUACAAAUGACAAAAUGCUUCUUAAUGCUAAAAUAUCCAAUAUACCUUUAUCUGAAAAGAAAGGAUUGAAAUCCUCUUCACUUCUUCUGUCAUCUUCUUUCAGUGCUGAUUUGGGUAAAGGAUCAUUAUAUGAACCUCUGAAUAAACAGGCAGAGGAUCAACUACCAGAAAGUGCUAAUGCAGUAAGUUUGAUUCUUGACAGUGAAAAUGCUUGCUUUAGUAUAGGAAGUAACACAUCUGGAAAUUCUUCCUUUAAGAAGCUGGAAUGCAAGGAAACACAGGACUUGAAAUCCUUGCGAAUGCAGAAUGUGAUUUGCGAGUCUCUGACUCCUGAAGACAGCAUGCCUUUUGUUUCUUCAGAUACUUCUGAUUGUAAUAGUAAUGCAAAUUUUGAUAGUCCUCCUUGUUUAAUGAGUGCUUUAGGAAAAUUGGCUCUUGAUAAUGAAGUCAGUCAUACUGUAAAUAGAAAGAAUGAACUUCUUGAAAAUUUUUCUUCACUUGCACAAGGUAGAAAACAGGAAAGCCCCUCUCUAGAGAUGGCUGCUUUGCCAGUGUCAAAGUGUGGAAGUACAUCACUGGCUGACUUACUUCAGGAGCAUCAGGAAAGCAGUGCAAGCCAUUGUUAUUCUUUGGCUGAUCUUUAUGCCCAGUCAACAGCAAGUCUCGCAGAUGUGAAAUUGGGAAUCUCACCAUUAUCACAACUAGUAAGUCAACCUCAGACUUCAGGUGUGAUGCCAGAGCUAACAGGAUCUUUGUCUUCUCUAGCCCUCUCCAAAGUUUCUCCAGUAAAGGAAGUUGAGAAUUUGUCACUGUCGGAUUUAAUUGCGGAGACUAUUGAAGUAGAUAAAACUCAACAAGGAAAGGACUUUUCCAUGCUCAGUGUAACCAAGAUGAGGCCCCCUAAAAGAACAAAUAUUGACUUAAGUGGCAUUAUAAAAAAAGCAGAUGUAUCAGCAGAACAAAAUGUAGUAGGGCAAUCAAAUACCUUAAUCCCAGAAACUAAACUUUUAAAUUUAAAGCAAGGGAAAUGCUCUAUUUUUGCUAAAACAAAUAAAAAACCCAAAAGAGGGCUUAUUCCUAAGAGGCAGGAUUUGUCACUGUCAUGGAUGAAGGCGCUGCGUGCAAGACCUUCAGCUUUUGCUUUAACCUUGUGUCUCCGUUACCCUCCAAAAGGUUAUAAGCGGCACGUGGUUGGUAUGCAUAAAACUUUCCUAUACAAUAGACAAGUGCAAGAUAUAAAACCCAAGGAAAUUGGUCCUGUAAUAGCCAUAACACCAUUUGACUUCAAAUCAGCAUCUCCUGAUGAUAUUGUGAAAGCUAACCAAAAAAGAGCUUUUACAAGAGAGUAGUACAAAGCAUGGAAAAGAAUCAGUGUUUAUAUCUUGGUAUCUUAAAAAAUUUAAGAAAUAAAUUUUAUAUGGGAUCUAUUUAUAUUCCAGAAUUAAAAUUGUUUAUUUUUUUAACAAUACAUAUGACAGUUCUUACUGUUGGAUUGGUAACGAAUUUGUAUGUGAACUUUUAAGCUGUUGCACUGGAUUUCUUUAUUUUUGCCUAAUUUUCACUGACAAUUUAACAUUUUUAACUUUUAGAAUAUCUUGAACUUCAAUAUCUAGAAAUUGCAUGUAUAAACUUCUAUAAACACCAGUAGACUUCUUUAAACACCUUUCUCGGUGUUCAAAAUGUACUUCAUUGGGAAGAACACUGAAUUAUUUUUUAAAGUCAUUAGUUUUGCUAUGUGGUGUAUAUUUUGGAGAAGGGGAACCUCUGUUUAUCUUAGGGAUUUACUUUAUUAAAUGUUCUUAAAGUUAAAUUUUCUGAUAAGGUAUGUUAUUAAACUGUCAGUCUCAUAAUUGAUAUUUUCACUUGAUGUCACUUUUCUGUGCUUGUUCUGGUAACAAUGUUAAAACACAAUUACCUUCAAUUUUUAAAAGCCUCACUAACCUCUGUUUUUAAUGGUUGUGGUUGUGAUAGGACAUGUAUGGCUUUUGAUAGGACCAAAUUUGUAGGGCAGCAUUUAAAGUUGAAAUUGUGUGGUCCCACCCCUUCACUUUCCCAUCAGGUGUCAAAAUGGCAUAUUUAGAAUUUUAGAACACUUAUUUUGCAGGUGUUCCAUGUAGCAUAUGUUUCAUGAGGCGUUUCAGUAGGAUUCAGUGGUGAGUUCUGGAGUCUUUGAGGUUCUAGAGAAGUAUUGGAAUAACAGUUCUUUCAGUUUAGGCCUUGGAGUCUUGGGUUAAUGGGGAAAAAAAAAAAACAAUUUCAGGCAAAGCAGAGGUGCUCUUUGUAUCUGUCUUGUCUGUUUUGGACAAAGCUCCCUUAGUAAUGGAAAUGUAUUCUCUUCUAUUGUUGGUGUCCGUGGCUGUUACUUUGAAGCUUUAGAAGAUCAGAAUUAGGACAUUUUGGACUUAAUUUUUUAGCUGAUAAUUACCAGAUUCUGAUGCACCUGUUAGGCAAAUUAGUAAGUGCAUGUGUGUUUCAACUUGAGUAUUGGUAUAUGUUAAUUGUUUUAUAGACUUUCAGUGUCUCUAAUAUCCAUGAGGUGCAGUAAAGGUACUGCUACGAGUAGAGGAAUACAUUUGUUCAUAAAUUGCCAUACGUUUAUCCAUCCUAAAGUUGGCAGCUAAUAUGGAACGGUAGAUUCAAUUUUAAAUCUAAUUUUAGGUCAGUAUGUUAUGUCAAAAAGAUGACAGAAACUUAGAUUUAUUUCUGACUUCAGGUUGCACUAUAAUUUUAUUUUUAAAUAAAAAUAAAACAUGUUCCAGCGCUCUCAGGUACAAAUUCCAUAUCCUGUAUAUUUUGCUUGUUUGUCUGAUUGACACCUUGCUAUAGUCUCAUUUAGGGACUAUGAAUAGUGCAUACUUUAAGUUUUUUAUAAUAGUUUGACCUCUGAUCUCUUGAAUGAACUUCAUUUCUUAUCCUUGCUAAUAAAAGUUUUAUAUAAUGA